Molecule: messenger RNA, 1387 nt
Organism: Nelumbo nucifera (sacred lotus)
Lineage: Eukaryota; Viridiplantae; Streptophyta; Magnoliopsida; Proteales; Nelumbonaceae
Product: protein ELF4-LIKE 4-like
Biological process (GO): entrainment of circadian clock; positive regulation of circadian rhythm
Source: RefSeq, a predicted model, not a curated record
UAGUGAUCUGCUGUUUUCAGUCGAUGGAUAUCGUUACUUUUCUCUUUGAGCUCAUAUUAUUUCUUUUAUUUUAUUUUAUCAUCGAAGAUGUCGUUGUUGUUGUUUUGAUUAAAACUUUUGAUUUUGGUGUUGAUCGAGUUUUAGGGGAUUUUCUUAUCUUAUUUAUUUGUGCUAUUAUUUUUGAAUUCCGACAAUAUCUGCAAGUUCUUCCUUUUUUUCUUUCCAAGGAGAUCUCCGUAUGUUAUUUGAAACAAGAUCCUGAUUUUCAUUUUUCUUCCUUGUUAGUUUUUCCUUUCAUCUGUUGGGUAUCUCUGUUAUCGAUUCAUUUGGUUUUUCCAUUUCGGGUAUUUUUAUCUGCACCUGCUAUCCUUCACGUACGGUUUGAAAUUUUGGGUUACAAAUUAUAGUCCUCCUUUUCUGCAACUCCAGGCUCAAAAGCACAUUUGAUGUGUUUUUAUUUUCAUUUAUCCUUUUUCUGUUUUUCGUUUUUUUUUUUUUUUUUUUCUUCUGAAGAGCCUUUAUUUUGUAGGAGUACCCUUUUCUCCUCUGUUUAGUGGCAUUGACUGGUUUUUUGGGGUGCUUGAGUGUUGAAGAUUCUCUAUUGAAAAUCAGAACUCCAGGAUUUCUUUUCUGAUAGAACAGAACAGAAAAGAAAAGAAGUAAAGAAAAGGGAACAUGGAAGCCAUGAUUUCUACUUCAAUCCUUGUUCAUCAUGGACAACUAUCUUAAAUAAAACGAGCGGGCUUGAUUGGGAACGGAGUUUGUCUGAAAAUGGAUGGGGAUACAUUUUCAGGCCUUGGCAACGGUACUCAAGUAGAUAACAAGGUCUUACAAACGUUUCAGAAGAGCUUUGUUCAAGUCCAGAACAUCCUAGAUCAGAACAGGUUGCUCAUCAACGAGAUAAACCAGAACCACGAGUCGAAAAUGCCAGACAACUUGAGCCGAAAUGUCGGUCUGAUCAGGGAGCUUAACAACAACAUCCGGAGGGUGGUCGACCUCUACGCUGACCUUUCCACCUCCUUCACCAAAUCCAUGGAAGCUUCAUCCGAAGGGGAUUCAGGAGGGACCUUGAAGUCUGACGGGAAGGCUGGCCAGAAAAGAAUUAGGCCCGGCUAGGCAUCGGGCCGCUCUCUCCUUUGCAAACCCUUCUCUCUCUCUCUCUCUCUCUCUCUGUACCAAUUCUUUUUUUAAACCGUGGGAAAGAAGAAAUUUUCAAUAUUAACGCAAGUAGAAUUGGAUUAGAUUUUGUAACUCUUGUAUCUGUAUUUGGGGAUUUUACUUGUUAUCUCAUUAGAAAUAACAGUUAAUUCUCUCUCCCCUUCCCCAUUGUAAUCCUGUGUAAACUGUCUUUAUCUCAUUGAAAGAAAUCAUGUCUACUUUCCAACAA